AUAGCGAGAAUUACCUAUAUCAGAUAACAAAAAUCGUGAAACAACCUGCUUAUGUUAGGGCUCUUAUGUUUAUACUUCAGAAUCGUCUCUCGUUAUCUAUUCCACGAGAGAAUACUGAUACGAAAUAAUGUGAACGGUGAUUCAUUUAGUAGUGAUUUUUCAGUUUUGAAGUGAAAAUUUCAAUUUACGAUAAAAAAAUUAUGUCCGUCAACACUCCAGAACAUUGGAGAAUCGUGAGAAUUAUACGAGAAGAUAGUCCAGACGUGCAGAAUCCCCGCGAAGAUGAAUACGAUGAGAAGGAAAAGAUCGAGUAUGUAUUGCAGUAUCUAUCUGAAAAACAACAUCUUUCACGAUAUGAUAAUGACGAAGAAUUGGUAUUCUUUCCCGAGUUGUAUGGAAUAUGCCCAUCGUUUAGGCAUAAUAAUUGUUUGCAUCUGAGAAAAAAUCGAGAGCUGUUGGUAAAAGUCGAAGGUUACAUAAAACGAACAACUAGACCUGAUAAAAGAACUCCCAUAUUAAGUUACAUACACGAAUACAAUUUCGUUGAAAUUUACCUCGAUAAUCUUCAGCUAAAGAAUCCAUUACCAAAAAAGAUAUUCUCGUGUAAGAAUCUAAGAAUACUUUCCCUAAAGGGGAAUCAUCUGAGGUCAUUUCCUGCAGACGUUGGUCGUUUAAAAAACCUAGAAGAACUAUAUUUAUCCAAUAACAAAUUACGAGCCAAUUCGUUGCCUUAUACGUUGACUUUCUGUUACAAACUGCAUACGUUAUUCCUAGAUAAUAAUAAGAUGGUCGCGUUGCCUGGUUUUCUAUUGAAAAUGAAACACUUGUUCACCCUUCGAAGGCAAAGUACGAAGACUUCGUUCCGAAAGAUGUUCAUAAUUCAAAGAGCAACUAGGAUCGAAAAAAUUCAACCACUGGAAGAAAAAUCAGCUGCCACACCCCGUGUUGUUACCAGUUUACAGAAUCUUGCUGCCAAAGUAAUCAUAGCCAGUAAAAUUGAUUAUUUUUCUAUUAAAUAUUUGCCUACGAUGGUUCAAGACGUUGUAUCAAGGUAUUACCCAGAAUGCACAAUAUGUGAGAAUUGCACAUCAACCGAAUUCGAAGACGCUGGUUACUUUGUUAGCACAAGUCGUUACGGAUACCUAGGUAAUUAUUGGUCGGUGUUUCUUCAUCAAGCAUGCAGUAAAAAUUGUGCCGAAGAGUUGCAUAAAGCUUCGUACGAGCAGGAACAAAGCUCGUUAGGUCAACUGAAUGACGAAUAUAAUAAAGUUGUGACCAGUUCGCAAGUUGAAUUGAGACAAACCAAGAAAAAUUACCAAUGUUGCGUGAUAUCUUAAUUUACUCGAGUAGAUGUGUGUGUUUUAUUAGAAUAAUGAUAAGUACUAUUUUGAAUUUUAUAUUGAAUUUUUUUUUUUUUUUAAUUGAUUAUAGGCAAGUAGGUAUUAUAUGAUUUAGAAAUGUGAUAAAUAAACAAAUUCUUAGCUGAAAAACUCAAAGAAAUGAUUUAAAAAUC
Messenger RNA from Planococcus citri (citrus mealybug), 1513 nucleotides. Its product is annotated as leucine-rich repeat-containing protein 58-like. NCBI's taxonomy places the organism in Eukaryota, Metazoa, Arthropoda, Insecta, Hemiptera, Pseudococcidae. The coding region runs from base 201 to 1337 and encodes 378 amino acids. Gene Ontology annotation, biological process: signal transduction. The transcript is spliced from 5 exons. The record is from RefSeq and is a predicted model, not a curated record.